AUGCACGAAGCCCUCCGAUGCCUUGUCGGAAUCGCACAGCGAGAAGCAUUCCGAGAAGAGUUCGCUUCGUUAGCCACAUCCGGACAGGUCAAGCCAUCAUCGAAACUCAAGUCCCUCAGACCAUUUGUUGACGAGGGUGUCCUGCGAGUCGGUGGCCGGCUCCGCAACGCUGCGGUCCCUGAGGACCAGAAACAUCCAUUCGUUUUGCCAUCCAAACACCCAUUCACCGAACUGGUCGCUCGGUAUUACCACCAGAAACUGCUGCAUGCGGGACCCCAGCUGCUCAUCUCAAGUCUCCGGGAGAAAUUCUGGCCGUUACGCGCCCGAAACCUGGCGAGACGAAUUGUACAUUCGUGCAUUAACUGUUUCCGUUGCCGCCCUCGUGCUACGGAACAAGUCAUGGGAGACCUUCCCGCCGAACGUGUCUCUCCAACGCUGCCGUUCUUGUGCACCGGCGUAGAUCUUUGUGGUCCUGUGUACUACCGACUUCCCGACCGCAAAUCCAAACCAGUGAAGGCAUACGUAGCACUUUUUGUGUGCCUUUCGAUAAAAGCAGUGCACAUAGAACUGGUCGGAGACCUUUCUACGAACUCGUUCCUCGCUGCCCUCCGCCGCUUUGUGGCCCGGCGAGGAAAACCCAAGCUCAUCGAGUGCGACAACGCACAAAACUUUCGGGGUGCGGUCCGGGAAUUGUCCGAAUUGUCGAAACAGUUCCGAAGUCAACAGAUGCAGAACACCGUUACUCGCUCCUGUGCCGAAGACGGCAUAGAAUUCAAAUUCAUUCCCCCUCGCUCUCCGAAUUUCGGGGGUCUGUGGGAGGCCGGGAUCAAAUCGAUGAAGACCCACCUCAAGGCAACCCUCGGAAACACCAUUCUAACGGCCGAACAACUCACCACGCUUCUGGCCCAGAUCGAGAGUUCCAUUGCGGAACCUUCGUUGGAAGAUGUACCUCCAAACCGACUCGACAAGUGGCAGGAAGUUCAAGAGUUCCUUCGCCGGCUCUGGAAGCGCUGGACCUCGGAAUAUCUGUCCGGGUUACAGCCAAGAACCAAAUGGACCCGCGAGAAGGACAACAUCGUCAUCGGAACUCUGGUUCUGGUGAAAGACGACGGACUACCACCCCUCAAAUGGCGCUACGGCAGGGUGACCCACAUCUUCAGGGGAGAUGACGGAAACAUCCGCGUCGUCGUAGUGAAGACCAAGGACGGAGAGUACCGGCGCGCAAUUUCAAAAAUCUGCGUGCUGCCGAUUGACCAGCCAUCACCGCUCGUAGACCGAAUUUUUGUCUCCCACCAUGACCGGCCGACGGACGAGUGCCACAAUCCGUGUGCACUAGGCGCUACGACCUCCAAACCCCGACGCUGGCGAUUCGAUGGACGACGACGUGAAGGAAGGAUGAGCAACCCGCUCGAAGGAUCGUUGACCCGAAGCCAGCAGCAGAUCAAAGAAGGUCGAUAA
Molecule: messenger RNA, 1458 nt
Organism: Aedes albopictus (Asian tiger mosquito)
Lineage: Eukaryota; Metazoa; Arthropoda; Insecta; Diptera; Culicidae
Exons: 3
Coding region: 1-1458 (485 amino acids)
Biological process (GO): DNA integration
Molecular function (GO): nucleic acid binding
Source: RefSeq, a predicted model, not a curated record